Molecule: messenger RNA, 711 nt
Organism: Cercocebus atys (sooty mangabey)
Lineage: Eukaryota; Metazoa; Chordata; Mammalia; Primates; Cercopithecidae
Gene: ACSM6
Product: acyl-CoA synthetase medium-chain family member 6
Biological process (GO): fatty acid biosynthetic process; acyl-CoA metabolic process
Cellular component (GO): mitochondrial matrix
Molecular function (GO): fatty acid ligase activity; fatty-acyl-CoA synthase activity
Source: RefSeq, a predicted model, not a curated record
UUUGUGCCUGGGAGUCUCCAGCUGACUGCCAAGGAAAUUUGCUAUCAAUUACACAUGUCUAAAGCCCAAUACUUUGUGGCCAGUGAUGCUAUGUUUCCACUCAUGGACUCUGCCAUGUUCGACUGCCCUACCUUGAAGACCAAGUUCCUGGUGUCAGAUAAGUGCUAUGAUGGGUGGUUGGAUUUCAAGGAGAUGAUUCAAGUUGUACCUCCAAAGCAGACCUUCAUGGGGACCAAAAGUCAACAUGCAAUGGCUAUAUUCUUCACCAAUGGGACAAUGGGAGCUUCUAAACUGGCCGAGUAUUCCCAGUAUGAUUUGGGAAUGGAAUUCAGCCAGGCUUCCAGAUAUUGGAUGGACCUCCAGCUAACAAGUAUUUUGUGUCUAAGUGAUGCCUUUGUUGGAUCUUUAUCUCUAAGUACUGCCUUGGGAGCUCAGCUCCAAGGAGCUGUGUUUCUAUGUCACAUGCCAAUUUUCUGUCCUGAGACUGUUCUAAAUGCUCUGUUCAGGUCUUCCACCACCACUCUAUCUGCAAAUCCACUGAUGUACCAGAAACUGCUUCAGCACAAGUGUUUCGCCAGCUACAGAUUUAAGAGUCUGAAGCUUUGUGUGGCUGUAGGAGGAUCCAUCAGCCCUGGGGUGACUGAGGACUGGAAACACAUCACAAAAUUGAAUAUCUAUGAAGGUUAUGGCAAGACAGCAACUGUAGGUUGA